Messenger RNA from Eruca vesicaria subsp. sativa (arugula), 231 nucleotides. The record is from the annotation of a GenBank genome assembly. Lineage: Eukaryota; Viridiplantae; Streptophyta; Magnoliopsida; Brassicales; Brassicaceae.
AUGAAAGACAUGUCAUUGGACAAGAUUAUUAUGUGUGACAAUAUAUGUAUUUUUUUCCGAAUAGGAGCAAUAAUCAUAUUCCUUCAUGAUGGAAGCGACGUGUUUAUGGAAAUCGCUAAAAUUUGCAAGUACUCUGAAAAGGAAUUUCGAGCCAGUGUGGGGUUUUCAUUCCUUGCUCUGUCUUGGCUACUGCAUAGAACUCCUGGAUCAUUUGGAUAUGACAUCAGCUGA